This is a messenger RNA of Sodiomyces alkalinus F11, 1377 nucleotides long. RefSeq lists its product as hypothetical. NCBI's taxonomy places the organism in Eukaryota, Fungi, Ascomycota, Sordariomycetes, Glomerellales, Plectosphaerellaceae. The record is from RefSeq and is a predicted model, not a curated record. Gene Ontology annotation, cellular component: nucleus. Gene Ontology annotation, biological process: positive regulation of transcription by RNA polymerase II. Bases 1 to 1377 code for a protein of 458 amino acids. The transcript has 5 exons. Gene Ontology annotation, molecular function: DNA-binding transcription factor activity; transcription cis-regulatory region binding.
AUGGAGAGCGCCCCAUCGGACCGCGACCCAAACAUCUCCAGCCUCCGACUGUCAUGGCCAAUUGCCGGCGACAACAGACGCUCUGUGGUUGGAAGGUCUCCGGAGUCGAAUGGAGACAGAGAAGGAGAUUUUUGCGAUACACGGUUCGUCCAUGUUUCACAUUGCGACAUGGAGGCGCAUUACCAGUUUUCCAAGUCGAAAAAAAGAGCCGGACAUGGGCAGCAACCUAUUCUACAGAUACCCCUGGCAUGGAAUUCGCUGAAACUGGAAGUCGGAACCAAAGAAUUGCUGGAGUACUUCCAAUACGCUGCUUCGCAGUCGCUUGCCAUUUUCGGCCAGGAGCCGACGAUUCUGGGUGAUGUCCUUUGCCGGAUAGCGCUCACCGGCAACACGGCCUCUUCCAGAGCGGCGCUACAGUCGUUGCUCGCCCUGUCCGCACUGCACCGGCGGCAUGACGUGCAUUCGCAGGCGGUGGAGCUCAAAAUCGCUGCUCUGAAGUCUCUGGCAGCCGGAAUGGAGAAUCAGAUUGGCAUCAGAGAGGCAAUUCAACAUGUUGCUGCAGGGAUGCUGUUGUGUUCUUUCGAGAUCCACCGCGCAUCUUGUACCUCGAGCGACUGGAUGCAGUACCUUCGUGGAGCCAAGGACAUCAUCCGGGCUGCGGGCCUUGACAAGAUUGACCAGGAUGACGAUUUGGCCAUCUUGCUGGACUGGGUGUACUACCAUGAUGUACUAUCACGUUUCACCCUGGGCCACUGGCACAGAGACUCCGUGGCCAUCACAUCAAAGCCGUCCGAUAUCCGGGCAGAGCCUUCACGUACCGCACCGCCCGCAUUGGCUAUCAUAGAGUUGCUUUCGGAAGUUUGCGACGUCAUCUCUGCUGGACCGCCAACUCGGGGAUCGACUAAAGACAUGGACGAUCACAAGGAGUUUUUGAAAAUCCUCGACUGGAGAAUCAGGAGCCUCGAGCUGGCCGGCAUGGCGAAUAAUUGUCCAGAGACGCUCCUCAUGCUGGAAUUGUACCAGCUGGCUAUGCUGGUCUACCUGAACCGGGCGUCCGGUGAUCUACUCAACCAGUCGGCUCGGACGAAACAGCAGAUCGAGAAGGCUUUCAUUAUUUUCCCCCUUCUAGGAUCCUGUGACCGGCAGUUUCCGGUCUUUGUCCUAGGUUGCGAAGCCAAGACGGAUGAGCAGCGCGCGGUCGUCCUCGAUCUCAUCUCGCGGACCGAACCCAGGGAUUCCUCCCGGUCGUUCAAUUAUGACAGGCUGCUGACGCAGGCCAUAUGGGCCCAAGAUGACCUAGCUGAUGGAGACUUGGAUUAUUCAGACAAACUGAGUCGUGGGAUUAGCCGGUGUUCUAUUCUGCCUACGUUUGUGUGA